GCAUGUGUUCCUGGCGGUUCUGACCGCUAACCAGAGCUGCCCGCUUAAUGCAUAGCUUGUAUUGCGUACGUACGAUUCGGAUGUAUGACGGUACCAGCACCGGCGUCGGUGGCAGCGUUUGGAUUAUCUCCUUUCGUGUUUUCAGCGGCGCACACUUGGCUUGCGCUAAUGGCCCGAAAAGGUAAUGUUCUGGACUACUGUCUCGCCUGCGUUACAGCGCCCACAUUCUAUGAGUCGGGUGGCUGAAUCCUGUGCUACAAUGCACGUGGAAGAACGUGCCAUGGGGUAUGAUCUAAGACGCUUGCUC
Baudoinia panamericana UAMH 10762 is the source of this 307-nucleotide messenger RNA. RefSeq lists its product as uncharacterized. The coding region runs from base 85 to 246 and encodes 53 amino acids. The transcript has a single exon. The record is from RefSeq and is a predicted model, not a curated record. NCBI's taxonomy places the organism in Eukaryota, Fungi, Ascomycota, Dothideomycetes, Mycosphaerellales, Teratosphaeriaceae.